Messenger RNA from Aspergillus fischeri NRRL 181, 1521 nucleotides. RefSeq names its product putative MFS monosaccharide transporter (Hxt8) (gene hxt8). Gene Ontology annotation, molecular function: carbohydrate:proton symporter activity. The record is from RefSeq and is a predicted model, not a curated record. The transcript has 11 exons. Gene Ontology annotation, biological process: transmembrane transport; carbohydrate transport. NCBI's taxonomy places the organism in Eukaryota, Fungi, Ascomycota, Eurotiomycetes, Eurotiales, Aspergillaceae. Bases 1 to 1521 code for a protein of 506 amino acids. Gene Ontology annotation, cellular component: membrane.
AUGACGGAGUGGUAUACUUUGAGUAUCGCCCUUUUUGCGGCCAUCGGGACAUUUCUUUUUGGCUUUGAUACGGGAAUCGCCACAACAACUAUUGCCCAUGGAAGCUGGAUCAACUAUAUGGGCCACCCGUCGGCUGGCCUCACCGGAGCGGUCGUCGCUGUUUACAUCGCCGGCGAGGCAGUCGGCGCCCUCACACAGACCGCAAUCGGCGAUAGACUGGGUCGACUUCGGUUCAUGGCCCUGAUGUGUGUGGUCGUGACGAUCGGAACCACUAUCCAAACAGCAUCAAUCAACAUGGGGAUGUUCCUGGCCGGUCGUGCCCUUGCUGGAUAUGCUGUUGGAGGAAUGGUAGCCACUGUACCCAUCUACCUCAGCGAAAUCUCGGACCCGCGCCAUCGAGGCCUCAUAGGAGGUAUCUCAGGUUGCGGAAUCUCCUUCGGAACCAUGGCAUCGAACUGGGUGGGCUUCGCCUGUAGCUUUGCGCCCUAUGGGCCCGUGCAAUGGCGACUGCCGCUGGGCAUCCAGAUCCCCUGGGGCGUGAUCAUGUUCGUUGGACUGGUCACAUUCAUGCCCAACUCGCCGCGGCAUCUAAUCCGCAAAGGCAAGAUCGAGCAGGCGCGCAGCGAGUUCGUGCGGAUCCGGAGGGAUCUCCACUCGGAUGAUGUGCAUCGGGAGUUUGAGCUUAUGCUUGCGCAGAUCAACUACGAGAAGGAGCGGGAGAUCACUUCCUACCGGGAGAUCUUUCGGCUGUUCCGGCACCGUGUGUUGGUCUCGAUUGCCGUGCAGACGAUGACUAGUCUGACUGGCGUGAAUGUCAUCCAGGUACCCGGAACUAACCACAUCAAAGCAAUCCUCUACAAAUCCCUCGGCAUCGACUCGCACACCAUCCUGGCCCUAGCCGCCGUCUACGGCACAAUCGCCUUCCUCACAAACUGCCUCACAACCAAAUACCUCACUGACCAAUGGGGACGCCGAAAAAUGAUCCUCACCGGCCUAGGCGGCAUAAUCCUCAUCGAAAUCUACGCCGCAGUCAUGCAGCGCGAAUUCCAGAACACAAAUAACCGCGUCGGAAAGGGCUUCGCCAUACUGGGUAUCUACCUGUUUGUCGUGAUAUAUUACGGCAUGCUAAACAGCACAACCUGGCUCUACGGCGCCGAGGUCCUCCCCAUCGCGCUGCGAAGUAAAGUAAUGGGUCUAGCGGCUGCGUCGCAUUUCAUUGUCAAUGUAGCUGUCACCGAAGCAGGGCCCAGUGCAUUUGCGAACAUCCACGAGAACUACUACUAUGUCUUCGUGGCGUGUACGGCGUUCUUUUUCGUGGUGGCCUAUUUCUAUUUCCCUGAGACGAAGCAGAAGACUCUCGAGGAGAUUGCCGCGUCUUUUGGUGAUAAGGUGAUUCUACCUGAGGAUCAGGGUGAUGAGCAAGGCGAGGAUGACGAGGAUGAGGAUGAGGAUGUGAAGAAGGUCAAGCCCAGCUCUCAGCGAAUUGAGGUGGCUGUAGCUGGAAGAGAUGGUUCGGUCUAA